ACCUAAAAUUAAAAGACUAUCUGUGUGGUACAAGACAUACCCCCAAAAGUGCAGGGUCAUCGGUAGUGUCAUUUAAAGCUUUCUGCACGACAGCAUCUCAUGCCUUCCUGCAUUCAAAAGAAAACUUUUGCUAGGGUACCCCUGUCACAGCAAUACCACAUGGUCUGAUCAAGCUAGGCACGUAUUCUAGUUUUUUUGCUCUGUGACUGAUUCAUUUUCUAAUCACGUUUUAGUCAUUUUCAGCUCUAAUUUCCAAACUUUCUGCUGCAUCUAAAUUUUACUUAAAGGACACCAAUAUAAAACACCACUACUCACUGCAGCCCUCUUUGUCGCUAUCUGGUUUCUUCUGGGUUUCACAGUUGAGAAGAAACCGAAGCAUAAAUUGUUUUGUCCUGCUCAUAACAAAGUCACACUUGUUUCAGAGAAGAUCAAGGUUAGAAGUACUGAAAACUGAGUGACUCUUUUGGUGAAGAUUCUCUAAAGAAUCUACAAUAAGGUCACAUCAUGUUCAAGUCAUGGAGGAACGUAAAGAAAAAGAUCAAAGCUACAUUCAAACUGCAAUUUCAGGCAACUCAGGUGCCACGCCAAAAGAAACCUGCCUUGAUAAUAUCCUUGGUGCCAGAGGAUGUUGGAAAGACAACAUUCAAACUAGAGAAAGCUGCAGUUCAGGAUGGAAUCUGUUCAUGGGACAAUCCAGUUUAUGUGACAGUGAUACUCAUCAAGGAGCCAAAAUCAGGAAAGCUGCAUGAGAAAAUAUACCAUUUCAUUGUUUCAAGUGGGUCAUCCAAAUCAGGUUAUCUGGGAGAAGCUUCGAUUGACUUUGCAGAUUUUGCUGAUGAAACUGAACCGUUGUCUGUCUCCCUGCCCCUUAAAUUUGCCAACUCUGGUGCAGUUCUACAUGUGACCAUUCAGAAGAUGCAUGGAGAUUUUGAUCCAAGAAAAAUUGAAGACAAUGAAGAUCCCAUACUUUCUAAAGACAGAAACUUGAAGAACCAGCUGAGCAAUGGCUACACAGACAAAAACGAUGGAAGUUUUAAUGAAGACCAGGACUCGGACAUUGUUUUAUCUGAACAAGACAGCAGCUUCAGAACUUCCAUUGGUGGAAAUUCUAGCUUCAAAUCAACACUCAGACAAGAUUCAAUGCCUCCAAAGGGAGCAGUUGAUGCUAUCACACCGAAAACCACUUGCAUUGUAGGACAAGCACUGAUUGAGAACCUUCCAAGAGAAUUACAAGAAACCUCAGAUGAAUCCAUUGAAAAACUGAAAACUGAAUUAUCUAAUCUAAUGAGGCAGUCAGAAUUAUCAGAACUGGAAUUACAGACUCUUCGGAGACAGAUGACAAAGGAGAGCAGAAGGGGGCAGGAUUUGUCAAGACAUGUUAAGGAACUUGAAGAGGAGAGAGAUGCACUCAAAACAGAAUCAGAACUGGAAUUACAGUCUCUUCGGAAACAGAUUACAAAGGAGAGCAGAAGGGGGCAGGAUUUGUCAAGACAUGUUAAGGAACUUGAAGAGGAGAGAGAUGCACUCGAAACAGAAUCAGAACUGGAAUUACAGUCUCUUCGGAAACAGAUUACAAAGGAGUGCAGAAGGGGGCAGGAUUUGUCAAGACAUGUUAAGGAACUUGAAGAGGAGAGAGAUGCACUCAAAACAGAAUGUGAACAACUCAAGCGCUCAAAUGAAGGAGAAUCCCUGAAUCAAUUGCGAGCUGAGAAUGAGGAUUCUAGGGUUCAGCUAGAAGAAGUCAGGCGAGAACUUAGUCAUCAAAAGGAAUUGAACACCAAUCUUAAGUCGCAACUCCAGAAAACACAAGAUUCAAAUGCUGAGUUGAUUCUUGCUGUGGGAGACCUUGAUGAAAUGCUGGAUCGAAAAAAUGUGGAAAUAUCUUCUCUGUCUAGCAAGCUUGAUGAGGUUCAGGAGAAAAAUUGCAAAUGCAGCAAGAAAGAGGACACAGACCAACAAGCAGUGCUUGCACUGGAAGAAAAUACUAGGGAAGAUAAUGAAUUAUGUCUACUGAAGCAAAGGGUGAUAGACCUAUCUGAUGAAAUUGAUGUCUACAGGGAAACUAGAGAAAAGCUGGAGAAUUAUAUCGAACAACUCACACAAGACUCUGAAGAUCUAAAGAGAGAAAACCAUGAUAUCUCUUCCAAGUUAGAGCAGGGCAAGCUACAAGAACACAAAACCUCAGAAUGUUCAGCUACUAUUAAAGAACUUGAAUCACAGGUACAAAGAUUAGAGGAAAAAUUGAAGAUGCAAACGAAAGAAUUAUCAGAAUCUUUGCUUUUCAUCAACGAACUGGAAAGUCAGGUCAAAGGGUUGGAGAAAGAACGGGAAAAACAGGCACAAGGAUACGAAAAUGACCUCGAUGCCAUGACACAUGCCAGAGUUGAGCAGGAACAGAGAGCUAUCCGUGCAGAAGAGGCCUUGAGGAAGACAAAGUGGAAAAAUGCUGCUACAGCAGAGCAGCUACAGGAGGAAUUCAGAAAACUUUCAGUGGAAAUGGCAGGAAAGUUCGAUGAGAAUGAGAAGCUGACAAUGGAAUCAGUAGUUGAAGCAAACGAGCUCCGAAUACAGAAUAGAGUUCUAGAAGAGAAUCUUAAGAAAUCUAACGAAGAGCUUGCAAUGAUGACAGACCAGAACAGAGUAAAAAUCGAAGAAUUGUCAAUGCAACUAGAUUUGAAAACAAAACAUAUGGAGCAGAUGUCAGUGGAACUAGAAGAUGCUUCCAACAAACUGAAGCAUGGAGGAGAAAUGCAAGAGGCUUUUCUAGCGGAUGUUCGAAUGCUGAAAAGUGAGAUAGAGACCCUAAAAAAAGAGAAGAAUGACAUCUCUGAAGUGGAAAAAGAAGUGAAAUUAAGAGAUGAAACUGAAAAAUUGAAGACAUCGUCUGAAGAAACAAAGAUACAAACAGAAAUACAAAAAAGUGAAAGAGAUGAAAUAGAAGAAAUAUUUGCAUUGACAAAGAACGAGGCAGAAAACACGAGGCAAGAAUUAUUCAAUUUGAAGUCCUUAAAGGAUGAAAAGGAGGCAAUGAUCAAGAACCUUUCAUUGGAACUUCAAAGCCUCAGAGAUCUGCAGAUUGAGCUAAAAAAUAGCCUGUCCGCAGAAGAACAGGAGAAAGAAAAACUUCAGCAACAAGUACUCGAAUUAAAAGGUAAGCUGCAGAAGAAGGAACAGGAAAAUACUAGUUUCAUGAAGAAACUCACAUUUUCAGAUGAAAAGAACUCAGUGCCAAUGGAUGGCAGAAUGCAGAUCAAAUGUGCUGCAACUAAUACUGCAAAUGUCAAUGACUUCCAAAAAAGAAAUAUUGGGGAAGACUUGCUGAAUUCUGAGAUGCACACUGCAGGAUGCAAGGGUAUUGAAAGAGAAGCAAAAACUUGCUCGAAGGAAGAACUGAGAGUUGGCACUUUCCACUCAAUGGAUGAGGGUUACCUGAUUGAACUGUUGACAGAAAUGGCACAGCUAAAAGAAAGGAACAAAUGUAUGGAAACUGAGUUAAAAGAAAUGCAAGAGAGAUAUUUAGAGAUAAGCCUCAAACUUGCAGAAGUAGAAGGUGAAAGGCAACAGCUUGUCAUGACUGUACGCAACCUCAAGAAUGGUAAGAGGCACUAGCAUUCUAGCUCUCUAAGAUAUCGGAUGUCAGACACAGCAAUGAAGCAUUGGUAAUGCAGCUGCUAAAGCAAGCCUCUGAUGAGCAAGAUUGUUGCUUGACUAUUCUUUAUGCAUAUUGUAAAUGGAAGUCUAGGGAUGCUCGAGAAGCAGGUCCAGAGUUCAGAAAGGAAUAGAUGUUUCCUUAAAAAUAUAGUAAUUGCACACUCCUUUGCUUUAUACAGAUUUUGUGUAUUCCUUAUUUGUGAUGUUCAUGUAGCUAAUCUAGUUGAAGUAUUGGUGCCUAACCUGAAUUGUGGCUGUAUUGCA
This is a messenger RNA of Populus euphratica (Euphrates poplar), 3915 nucleotides long. Its product is annotated as myosin heavy chain, striated muscle-like. Lineage: Eukaryota; Viridiplantae; Streptophyta; Magnoliopsida; Malpighiales; Salicaceae. The record is from RefSeq and is a predicted model, not a curated record.